Molecule: messenger RNA, 2441 nt
Organism: Chenopodium quinoa (quinoa)
Lineage: Eukaryota; Viridiplantae; Streptophyta; Magnoliopsida; Caryophyllales; Amaranthaceae
Product: zinc finger BED domain-containing protein RICESLEEPER 2-like
Exons: 6
Coding region: 177-2075 (632 amino acids)
Molecular function (GO): protein dimerization activity; DNA binding
Source: RefSeq, a predicted model, not a curated record
GGGAGUAGUCUUUAGUUUUCGCGCCUCUUAGUCUCUGACUUAUGUUCUGUUCUCCAACUUGGUUACUUGACUCACUGAGUCACUGCUCUCUCCAAUCGCCCUCUUCAGCUUUCUAGUGUCACUUUAGAAAAAAGGUUUCUGAAGUUUAUGAGAAUCUGAUAUUUAGGCUGUACAAGAUGGUUCAUAUGUUACCGUCCAAGACACUGAAGAGGCCAGCUGAUGAAGCUUCUUCGGAGAGUGUGAAGAAACAAAGGGCAGUGGAUGACGAACCUAAGUUUAAUGCUGUACUGGAUGAGGGACAUUCAAUCUCUAAACAGCCGUGUCAACCAACCACACCAGAAGAUGAGAUUCAGUCUCGAAUGGAAUCUCAUAAUUUAGAAUGCUCUGUGGAGUCCCUUCAGUCAAUAGAUUAUUACGAUUCAGAAAUGAGUAUUCAUGAUGUAGAUGCAGAACGGUUGGUAACUAUUCAAAAGUUCACCUUCGAUCCUGUCCUAUUGAGGAAAGAAUUGGCCAAAAUGAUUAUAUUACAUGAACAUCCUCUUUCUAUGGUUGAGCAAAUAGGGUUUAGAGACUUUUUGUGUAAAGUUAAUCCUUCAUUUGGGAUGCUCUCUCAAAACACUAUUGAGAAUGAUAUAAUGAAUAUCUUCAAAUUUGAGAGGUGCAUGACAUACACCGAUUUAGGCGACAAUUCUUCAGGCUGUGGAGUUGCUAUUACAACAAAAAUGUGGACUUCUAAUGAUGGAAAUCGAAGAUUUUUGGCCAUCACGGGACACUUCAUUGAUGAUGAGUGGAAAAGACAAUCAUAUAUCUUGAGGUUUGCAAAUGUUCCAUUACCUUGUACAAAUGAGUCAAUUAGCAAGGUCAUUCUAGAUUGUUUCUCAUACUUUGAUGUGAUAAAAAAACUGUCAACUAUAACAGUCGACAGUUACACUUGUGAUGACAAGCUUGUUGAUAUUCUAAUGGAAAAGCUUCCGGGUAAUAAACUACUCUUUAAAGAAAAACUAUUCCGGCUACCAUGUUUUUCUCAUACUAUGAGCCUGAUGGUUCAAGAUGGACUUGAUUUGGUUAGGCGUGUAAUUGAGAAAAUACGUGAUAGUAUUGUGUUUUGGACAUCAUCACCAGAAAGAGAAAUGACAUUUGAGAAAGCCGCUUGUGAGUUGGGUGUAAGCACUACAUCAAAGUUGGUGCUUGAUGAUGGGUUGAAUUGGAGUUCAACAUACUUUAUGUUGCAAGACUCAUUUGUUGUCAGGGAUGUAUUUUCUCUUUUAAGACAGCAGGAAUCUCAUUACGACUCUUUGCCUACUGAGGAAGAAUGGGAUUUAGUUAUGGAAGUGUGCAAUAGGCUGCAAUUUCUGUAUAAUGAGACGAAGUAUUUGGCAAACUGUCCUGCUGCUUGCUUCUAUAUUAUGCACUUGUGUUACAUUAAAGAGACUUUAACCGAGUGGCUCGAUUGUGAGGCUCCAGGGAUUAAAAACAUGGCCUCAAUGAUGGUAAAGAAGCUCGAUCAGUACUUCUUUGCCACACAUGAUAUACUAGGGGUUGUGUCUGUGUUUCACCCUAAAUAUCGUUUUUUCUCAGUGGAGCACUUUUUUUCCGUUAUUUAUAGAAAUGAAGCUGAAGGUGUGGUUGAAAGGAUUCGCAGAAUGUUCUAUGAUUUAUUUAAUCAGUACAAGAACUCCCAUCCUGUGGAAAAAUCCAGUAAUGAGGGCUUAAGCUUGCUAGAGUUGCGACAAAAUCCUGCUGAAUUCACGUUUGAGAGGUAUCUCAGAGAAAUGAAGAAGAAAGAACCUGAACUAUAUGAGGUUGACUUGUACUUGAAAGAAUAUUUCGAUCCGGAAACAAAAAAUUUUGAUAUCUUGUCUUGGUGGAAUAACAGGAAGACAAGAUAUCCUGUCUUGCAUAAGAUUGCGAAAGAUGUCUUGUCUAUUCCAAUAUUCUCAGUUAAUGUAGCGAAUGCGUUUGAUAUUGGUGAUAAGAUUUUGGGUGCAAAUCGUAGCAGACUUCGUCCAACAAUGGUUGAGGCAUUGAUGUGUACUCAGAGUUGGAUUAGGAGACGCAAAAAUUUGAAUUCCUAAGUUUCAUCUUCAGCUAUAAAUUUGCAUACAUUCGGUGCAAUCUUUGAUGAUGCUUAUGUUGAAUGUGGAAUAAUUUUUAAGGACACGGCUGCAGAAUCUAGUGAUGAGCCUUCACAGUCGCCUAAAUGAUUGAUAUCAGAGAAUUACUCACUGAUAGCUUUUGAAUUUUAUUGAAAUGUUAGUUCGUUUGUACAUGUAUGCCUGGUGGUGUCUAGGGAGAAAGAGUUGGAUUUUGGUAGAAGCUCGCUGUUAACUGAGUAAACUGUUGACUAAGUGCAAUUGUAGACCUUAUAAAACAAUAGUAGUGUACGCACUUAUGAUGCAUUAAAAAUUGGUGUGUUGCAUACUUACAUGGUUUUCUUUUUC